This is a messenger RNA of Beta vulgaris subsp. vulgaris (sugar beet), 1005 nucleotides long. RefSeq lists its product as hypothetical. The coding region runs from base 264 to 860 and encodes 198 amino acids. The transcript has a single exon. Lineage: Eukaryota; Viridiplantae; Streptophyta; Magnoliopsida; Caryophyllales; Amaranthaceae. Gene Ontology annotation, cellular component: plasma membrane. Gene Ontology annotation, biological process: response to desiccation. The record is from RefSeq and is a predicted model, not a curated record.
UAUAAUCCACCAACUUUUAUCUCUUUAUCUUGGUAUACACUCCCACAUCGUCAAUACCCAACAAAUAAGUUGCUCUCUACCCUUUUACUUUCUUCUUCAACAACCAUAACUUCACACCCAAAAAAACUCCUUUCAUCGGCCACCGCUAAGAAAAAGACAUUUAUACCCCUCGUCGUAACCUUAUCUUUCCCAACACUAGUCGCUUUUUGACCUUGUCAAACCUCUACCCGCUACCUCAAACGCUAUCGCCAAACAGAACCUAUAUGGGUAAAAAAGUAAAAUGGAGUUGGACCUCGGCUAUAAUUGGCGCAACCGCCGCCACAGCCGCAACCACUUUUUUCUUAGCCAAGCCGAAAGUACCCAACUUUCGGCUUGUUAGCCUCACAUCAUUACAACUAAAAUUCAAAAACUCAACCAAAGAAAAACAACACCAAAAUCAAGACAAUGUGAAAUUUCCACGUCUUGAUGCUGACCUCAUCUUGACCAUACACGUCAGCAACCCCAAUAUCCUACCUGUCAGGUACUCUGCCACGUCACUAUCAAUAUAUUAUGACGGCUCGUUUUUAGGCUCGGCCUAUGUCCCAGCUGGCUCGCAGCCGGCUAACUCAUGCCAGCUGCUUCGGCUUCAGGCUCGGCUUAAUGGACAAGAGUUGGUUCAACAUGCUAAAAGAUUUAUUAGUGAUGUGGGUAAAAGAAUGAUGGUAUUAGAUGCUGAGGUGGAUAUUUGUGGUUGGGCGAAAUUGAUUUUGUGGAGCCCAAGGUUUAAGGUCCACGUGGAUAGUCGUAUUGUUGUUGAUCCUGUUAUGCUUGAUGUUAUUGAUCAGGAAAAUGAGUCUAGUAUGCAAAUGUUUGUUAAGUGAAACUUUUGUAUGUUUUUGAUCCACUUUUUUUCUUAUAUGGAUUAUAUUUUGUAUCAAUGUUGUAAUGUUAAUUUAUAUGGAAUAGACAAAAUAGUAGUGUUUAUAUAACCCAAGGGCCGAAAUGAGAAACAAAGCCCAUUCAUAA